AUGGAGAAGGCAUCGGAAGGAGUUGCCUCGCCCGAUCCGUUGGGUGGAUAUUGCUCCUGGUUGGACAACAAGUCCGAUGAUGACGAUGAUGCUUCGCCAGCCUCAUCACACUUCUCCUGUGAGGGUUCGGAGUUUGAAAGGUACUGCAGUGCGAAUUCGGUUCUGGGAACCGCGAGCAUUUGCAGUUCUUCUGGGAAUCACGGCGAGUUCCUAGAUUCAUUUAGGAGUUUUGGACCUGGGGAAGACAGCCUUGCCGAGGGUCCAAGCGUCAGAGAUAGGAUUUGGAGAAAUCAAAGGUCGGCGGAUGAUACUUUCUUUGGAAAAUUUGAUGGUUUUUCUGAUGGGGAAGGUGACUCCAGUAGAGCAGACCCUGCGGUUGAAAUCAAGUUCCCUGUUUCAGGGUCGGACGGUCUUCCUAAGGAGAGAACUAGUUCCAAAUUAUUUAUAGGUUCCAAUCAAAACGGUGAUAAUUAUUUGAUUCCUUCUGGGGUGCGAGUAGCAAGAAAAUCGCAGCAUCUAAGGUUGCCAUCCCAUGCAAAUGCGCUCGAAUCAUCAUGCUCUUCCUCACAAAUGGGAGGUCCACGUGCUGACCCUGAAUUAUCUGAGAAGUUGAAUUUUUGUUUUCAGGGUUCCACUUCAGCUUGUCUGCCUGGAAUCGAAUCAGUUCCAGAUGAGAACAGCUCAGUAAGAUAUGAACAUUCGGAAGGGGAAGGCUCUUUGCUUGAUUAUGGUACUGAUGGUGAGGGUGAUAUUUGUAUGAACUGGAAUAAUACUUUUAAUCGCAAUUGGGAAGGUAGGGAUCAGAACGAGAACCCAUUGCUUAUGAACUCUUCAGUGGCAUUUGGUAACGAUGAUUGGGAUGAAUUUGAGCGAGAGACAGAAGUUAUCGAAUUGGACUCUAUCCCAUUUCGUGGGGGAAAGGGUGACCAUUUUGAGGUGGAAAAUAACAUUUUUGAAGUACAAGAUGACGGACUGAUCCAGCAUUUUAAUCCAGGAAGAAUAGAGCAAGAAUUUGUGGGGGGAAAAUCAGGGGCAAGCAGCCAAGUACUGCAGGAAGAUAAGUCGUCUGGUAAUGUGACAGGAUAUCACGUUGGGAAGCUGCUGAUUGAAAAUGGGGUCUUGAAAGUUCAGAGCUCUAGUGUCAGAGCAGAAGACUCGGUUCUUCCUGGUGCUCAUAGGGCGAAAAGCAAUUGCAAUUUAGAGAAAGAUGCUCAUUAUAAAUCCAAAGAAAAAGUGAUCAGCGUGGAUGGGGAUGGGAAUGGAAUUUCUGGAAUGAUUUCAAGCCCUUAUCUUGAUAACUCUGCUUCCCAGUUUAAUUGUAUUCCUACCAGGGAAUCGGAAAAUAAAGAAAUUGAGCCUCAAGAGGAGCGCAAAGCUGCUGAUAUCCUUCCAGAUGUUCAGAACAGUCGCGACUUUACAGACAUUGAUAAUCUGGAUGUGGCGGCUGAUCAGGUUAGCCAGACUAUAAAUGAUUCAUGUCCUCAAUUUUAGUAUAAGUCAAACACAUGCGUAUGCACACGCACACGUUAAUGGAAGGAAAAAAAGAAGAAGGAGAAAGCCUUCAGUAUGACAUGGGUUUUAGAUGAUAAACACCAGAAUACAUUUCUUGACAUUUUUCUUCCUUGCUUUUGAUUGCCGCUUUUUUGAAAUUUCUGAAACGCGUCUUUUAAAUUGCAUCAUUCUGAGGUGUGUCACCUGAAAUGUUGCAAUUGAAAUGUUUAAAAUCCUUACGUGUGACUGAUUCUUACUGUUUUUUGCUCCAUUUUUUGCAUAUGGCAUUUGAAUAUGUUUGGACCAGGAUUCCAUCUUCAACUCUCUCGAAUUCUGUAAUGAAUGCAUUUCUAGUUUUGCUGUUCUAUAACAAUGUAGUUGAUGCUGUAGAAUUGGAAUCAUAGCAUAGAACUGGCGUCUUGGAGGGCAUCUCACGCCUUGGAGGAAUCAAUGUACCCUUUUGUACUUCCAUAAACAUGGAGUGUGCCUAGAGAAGCUUAAGCUCUUAACCAAUCAUUCUUCUUGUGACCAUUAAGGAAUGGAGUGAGAGGCCCCUAUUCCGACUCAUAGUGAAGCCAUCUCACACCUUGGGGAACCUCUCUAUUCUCUCUGUACUUCUGCCAUGGAGUACGCUGAGGGAAACUUAAGCUCUUAACCAAUCUGUCUUCGAGCUGUGCACUGAAAAAUGAUGCUUGGUUUGGUUCAUCUUCCAUGUGGUUCUGUCAUUGUCAUAUUUGCUUUUACCAAAAUUCCUCCAUUAUUGGUUUUUAAACUUUCAUUGGGGAAAAUAUUUAUCUUGUGCUGCACCUUCAGCUUCUGGGAUUUACUUUUGUCAUAUCUUUCAGGUUGAAAAGUAUGAAACCUCUGAAUUCUACCACGAGAUGGUUCUUGAAAUGGAGGAGAUCUUGCUUGAUUCUGGAGAAAGUGCUGGAGCUAGGCGCUCUCAAGGUGAUCGGGGUGAUACUUCCCAGAAAUCUUAUAAUUUCAGAGACGGGGGUUCAACGGCAUCCAUAUCUGGGACGGAUGACUUUUAUACGGGAAAUCAGUAUCCCGUAACGAUUGAUUGUAUUGAAGUUGUUGGUGCAAAGCAGAAGAAAGGAGAUGUUUCAUUUGGGGAAAGAUUAGUUGGGGUGAAGGAAUAUACAAUAUAUAUAUUGAGAGUGAAAAGUGGUAAAGAUCAGUGGGAGGUGGAGCACAGAUACCGUGAUUUCCUUACUCUCUAUCAUCAGCUAAAGACUCUAUUUACUGAUCAUGGUUUGACGCUGCCUUCUCCCUGGAACAGUGUGGUGAGAGAAUCUAGAAACUUAUUUGGUAAUGCAUCCCCAAGUGUCAUCACUCAAAGAAGUAUUCUUAUUCAAGAUUGUCUGAACUCUGUGCUUCAUUUUAGAUUUUCAUCUGGAACCCCUAGUCCUCUGAUCUGGUUUCUAUGCUCAAACAGAGUCUCCCAUAGCUCUGAUCCGUUGAAUCAUCUCGGUCAAAAUCCACAGAAAAUUUCAGCCGGCGUGAAGUCAAACUCAUCAUAUUGUGGUGAACCAAGUGCGGGCGAUGUUUCAAAACUGGGAAAGACAAUAUCUCUUGUACUUGAAAUCAAAGUACGUAAGCCAAUGGGACAGCUGCUAGAGGCACAGCGUUAUUUAUGUGCCGGAUGUCACAGACGGUUGGAUGCUGGAAAGACCCUGGUGCAAGGACUUGCCAAAACUUUUGGGUGGGAAAAAAACCGAUUUUGUGAAUACACCGGCCAAUUGUUUUGCUUCAUAUGCCAUACGAAUGAUGCUGCAAUUCUACCAGCUAGAGUCUUGCAUCACUGGGACUUCUCUCUGUACUCAGUUUCUCAGCUGGCUAAAGCUUUCCUCGACUCCAUAUAUGAUCAGGUAUCUCCAACCUGCAUUCCUAACUCGCCUUUUGCCUCAUCAAAGAAUAUUUAUUUUUUUAUUGGAUGGGUUGAAACAUCAUAGCUAAGUCAAUGGUUUAGCGUCUUGCUGAUAACCGUUCUGUUUUCUUUCAAAACCUUAUGCAAUUUCUCUGAUGCAUUGGCUUUUCUUCUGUGAACAGUUCCACUAAUGUAAUUGCAUAUUUUAUAUUCUUUUUCCAUUGGGUAUACACCCGUAUUGACCUGACUCUCACCCAGUGAUUAUUAGCACCGACAUGGAAGGCCAUUUCUAUAUACAAUCUUGCCAAUAUGAUUUAGUUUUCCUUAUUUGCUUAUUUUUUGCACGAUCGAUCAUAAAAUGAUGCCUUAUAUCUUGGAUCUGUGCUCACAGACUCGUGCUAAUUAGAUUUUUCUCUCAGCCAAUGCUCUGCGUCAGUGCUGUCAACCCUUUUCUGCUUUCCAAGGUCCCAGCCUUGCAUCAGAUAAUGGGCAUCAGAAAGAGAAUAGCUUCCAUGCUUCCAUAUGUCCGCUGCCCUUUCCAGAGGUCCAUCAACAGAGUACUCGGAUCUCGCAGAUAUCUUCUUGAAGAAAAUGACUUCUUUGCACUUCGAGACCUCGCUGAUCUUUCAAGAGGAGCAUUUUCCGGUAAUCUUUAAAACUCACUGAUCUUCUCGCUGGCCACAUUGGCCUUCAUGUUGCCUUUGGAUAAGCAGAUGAUUGCUGGAGUUAGAACUAGAUUUGAAUCUUUGGAAGAUAUGCAAGCAUAUCUUUCCUUUCAAUAUUUUUUUGCUUCGAGUUGCAUGCAACCAAAGUGAUGGGGGCUUUCUGCAUCCAUUCAGACUCAGUUAGGUCAUAUAUUUCUUUACUGUCUUGUCCCGAUUCUGAUUUUUGAAGUUUGUGUUUAAGAUCAGUUCUAUAUAGCGUAGUUCUAUGACGAAUAUUUGAGUGAGUGGGGAUAUAUAUAUUCAUGUAGAAAGAAGAGGAGAGAGAGAGAGAGGAAGAGCAAGGGUGAGGGGAGACCAAGAGCAUGAGAUUACAGUGACAAAGGGAAGAGAGGCUGGAGAGAGAGAUUCGAGGUUUGAGAAAUUAGAAAAAUGGGGAGAUAACAACAUGAAGGGAGCAUGGGUAGUGGGACAGACCAUAUAGGUUGCGAGAGAUAGAGAGAAAGAGCACAGGAGGAGGAGGAGGAGGAGGGUAUGAUCAGAUGGGCAAUAAGGGGUGAGUUCUUGAGGACGGGGCAGAGCUUUGAGAAAUACAAAGACAUGGAGAUGAAUAGGGAAGAAAUUGAAGAUGUUGCUUACUCCAGUUGCCACUGAAGAGGUAGAUGGAACUGCAGGCAAGGAUGAAUCCAAUGGAUUCCCUCGAUAUCCUUUCAACAAUGGUGGCAUUGUCUGACUGGACCUUCCUAUUCUGGAAGCUGCUGCAAUUUGCUGUCCAUAAAUGGACCUGUGCACUCCCAGAAUUAUGUAGAUAUAGAAAAAUAUUCUUAUUUCCUCCCCAUCUUUGUAUUAUUUUCUCAGCUUUGCCCACUCUGGUGGAGAUGGUCGAGGGGAAGAUCCUCACCCACAUUGCCCAGCAAUGCCUCAUAUGCUACGACUCUGGCACCCCCUGCGCUGCCCGACAGACCUGCGAGGAUCCAUCAUCCCUCAUCUUCCCCUUCCAGGUGGGCUCUUCCAUCAGCAAUACACCUGAAUUCAGAUUAUAAGUAAUCAUUUAAAACAAAAAAAAAGAAAAAAAAAAAGGAAGGAAGACCCAUAGUUUUUUUCAUCGAGUGGAAUCUCAUCCACUACUCUUGUUCUACUGCAACCAGGAAGCCGAAGCCGUGCGAUGCAGCUCGUGCAAUCUGCUCUUCCACCAGCCCUGCAUUCUGAAGAUGGGGAGCUGCCCUUGUGGGAAGCUGGUGCCGGUGGACGGGCAGCUGCGCCCGGCUUCAGGGGCCAGCCAAGGGGCCGAUAUCGAGCUGAAAGGGUUUGUUGAUGCGUCAGCCGAGAGCUCCGAUGCCAAGGCGCUGUCAGGAUUCUUUGCCGAUCUCAUGUCAAAGGCCAGGCCGGAGAAUUUGUGGAAGAAGACCAGGAAGACCCACCCUGUGAUCCUCAUGGGCCCGCUGCCGGGCACGGAAGGUUGA
Spirodela intermedia is the source of this 5486-nucleotide messenger RNA. NCBI's taxonomy places the organism in Eukaryota, Viridiplantae, Streptophyta, Magnoliopsida, Alismatales, Araceae. The record is from the annotation of a GenBank genome assembly.